UUGGUUUUCCCACUUUUGGCUGCAAAAACCCUAAAAUAAUUUCCCUCUUUUCAAUUCAUUCCUUUCUUUUUGCUCUCCACUCCUUUUUUUUUCUUCUUCUCCACUUCCUUCCUUCUCAGAUCCAACAUUCCGCCCUUUCUUCUUCUCCAGCUUGGACUUGUGGAACCGCCUCUCUGAUCAUUUCCGGAAAUCGUUUUGCAAGGAGCAGAAGGAGCUGGGCUGGAAGAAUAUAUUCUGCCGAGGGUUGGGUGUCACUGCUCCCAAGGCAAGAACUCGUGAUAAACCCAUGCUUAUUACUGCCUUCUUGACUCUCUGAGCUUCUUGGUUCAUUUCUCGAGGCGUCCUCCUUUUAAUAAACCACUCCAAUGACGAGGGUCUUUAUAUCGCGAGCUUCCUCUGGUGGUGGUUCUUCUUCUACUAACCCCAACCGAUCUUCUGCCCCUGGUGGUUCUUCAUCAUCUCGCCCUGAACAACAACACGUUUCUACUUCUCCACACCCAGUUUCGAAAGAUGAGGACCUUGGAGAGAAUGUACAGGAACAGUCUACUACUGUUGAUGAGGUUUUGGACGCCACGAAUAGCGAAAGCAAGACAGUGAAAACAGAAGAUGUUUUGAUCGAAGGCUCUUAUAACGAUCAGCAGAUGGAGAUUUUGAGAGAUGAACUUUCUGGAGAUAAUGAGAAAGUUGUUAAAGAUGAUGCUCCGGAUGUAGGGGAACUUAGAAUGAUAUCGGAUCACUUGCAAAUUCUGGAGAGGAACGCACUUGAAAAUGAGUGCUGUACCGGGGGUUCUUCGAUGGCCAUUCCGGGGAAUUCACCACCUCCACCACCCCCUGCCCCACCGCUCAAGCCGUCUUCAGUGAGCUCAUCAAACACAAGGAGACAUGUUUUGGGAAGUUCUAAUGCGGGUAGAAUUGGGUCCCCAAGAAGUAGUGGCAUUGCCCGGUCUGUUGUUUCAAAUAGGACCUCCCUCACUGGGUCACGGCCUUCAUCUCCAAGAUCACAUGUCGAUAGCGAGGGGUACAACAGUGCCGAUGAGCACAACUCUUGUUAUGUGUCCUAUUAUGAUCUGGAAAGAGAGAGGCAGUUUGAGGCUGAAAUUAAGCGAGUAAAGGGUUUUGAAGUUAAAAGAAUGCUGGAGGAUGGGAAUUGCCUCUUUCGUGCUGUUGCAGAUCAAGUGUAUGGGGAUUCUGAAGCAUACGAUCUGAUUCGACAGAUGUGUAUAGAUUACAUGGAGCGUGAGAGGGAUCACUUUUCCCAGUUUAUAACUGAAGGAUUUACAUCUUAUUGCAAGAGGAAAAGAAGAGAUAAGGUAUAUGGAAAUAAUGCUGAAAUCCAAGCGCUUUGUGAGAUGUAUAAUCGACCAAUACAUAUUUUCUCAUAUGGCACAGAACCUAUUAACAUCUUUCAUGGAAACUAUACUACUGACCUGCCUCCCAUUCGGUUGAGUUAUCAUCAUGGCAAUCAUUACAACUCUCUUGUUGAUCCACGACGCUUAGCAAUUGGUGCAGGGCUUGGCUUCAGCAGUCUUCGAGGGGCAAAUGUUGACAAGGAUAAAGUGAAGGCUGCUUUGAAAGCGCAGCAAGAUCAACAGAUUGAUAAUUCUCUUCUUGCUCAAGGACGGUAUUUCUCAGAUCUUGAGGUUACUGAAAAGGAGAUAGAACAGAUGGUGAUGGAAGCUUCGAGAACUGAAUAUCUCGCUAAAUAUUCCUCGAAACAGCAAUUGGACCGAAGAGACAAUUCCUCAACCCCGGGUGCAGAACCAUCUUCUUCAGGCGCCAGAUCGUCGGGAAGUGAGGGUAACUGUAAGAGAGAAAGCGGCGGGGUGCAGGAGUCGGUUUUAAGCAAUGGGAUGCAAACAGUGCUUUCGAUGGGGUUCGGUUACCUACAGGUGAUCGAAGCUUAUAGCAUAUUUGGAGACGAUGUGGAUUCAAUGGUUUGUUAUUUGUUGGAAACUGGGGAGAGCAGCAGACGCAAAGGCAAGGCCACAGAAUGAUGGAGUGAGUAAAAGCAGCAGCCAGCUUUUACGUUAGGACAAACACUACUACCGGUGGAAAAGGGUUGGUCUCUCAAAUCUCUCUCUAAUAUUCCAACAACAUCAUCAUUGGUUUCACUGGGUAAGUGAGAAAGUAUUAAAGAGAGAGGUGUGUAUGGGAACGAACUUGGAUCCUGUUCUGGCAUCAUCAUCAUAUAUGAUAAUAAAGCAAACUCUACCCUUUUAAUCUC
Messenger RNA from Cucurbita moschata (crookneck pumpkin), 2224 nucleotides. Its product is annotated as OTU domain-containing protein 5-B. NCBI's taxonomy places the organism in Eukaryota, Viridiplantae, Streptophyta, Magnoliopsida, Cucurbitales, Cucurbitaceae. The transcript has 10 exons. The record is from RefSeq and is a predicted model, not a curated record. Bases 366 to 1994 code for a protein of 542 amino acids. Gene Ontology annotation, biological process: protein deubiquitination. Gene Ontology annotation, molecular function: K63-linked deubiquitinase activity; cysteine-type deubiquitinase activity.